CUUAUAGUCAUUUCAUUUUAUGUUUGUUACAUUUUGUUAUAUUUGUGGAGGAAAAACUGAACGCACGCGACUUCUCUGAGUAUUAAUGUUGCCAUGGCAACAAUUUCUUAUAAAGCACAGAAUUUCGUUUGGAGUUGUUCAGUUAGUACUUCUACCAGCGAUCAUUCACAUCAAAGAUGGAAGCAAAAUGUACGUCAAAGAUGAAUAAUCUGGAAACAGAAGUAAUCGGAGGAGAAAAUGCUGGAAUGUCCUGGCAGGAGCUCAGGUGCUUCAGAGACAUCCUGGACGUUGUCCUCAAUCUAAAUGAUGAGGAAUGGAAGGCAUUGACGAAGGAUAUGCCAAAUGUGGGCACAAGAAUGGAGUAUGCAGGUCUUUGUACAAGAAUCGUGAUAUCGGUUUUGAAAUCUGCAAUUGAAAGAUACCUGACAAUAGUGAUUGAGGUCAUGGGAAUUGAAUCGCUUCUCAUUGCCCAAGAAAAGCUGAAGGAAAAGGGGGAAAAUGUGUCAAAGGGUGCAGCUGCUACCCCAGACAGCAGAUCUUCAUCAGAGGAAAGAUCAGUGGACCUGUCUGAUUUCAUCUGUGACAGUCUGGACAGUUUUGUCAACAGUGUGAAAAUGGCAAUGCAAGAGGCGAUCUGGAAGACUGCCUCUGGAAAAACCUUGCUAUUUGCUGAAAACUGGAAGACAUGCAGUCACGUCACUAGAGAGAUGUUACAUAUCCUGUUGGCCAAAUUGAAACCGUCUCGCACAGAGGCACAGUUAAGGUCAGAGGCACAGGUAAGUUUAAACACUGAAGCUAUUGCUGGGAAAGUUGUUUUGGUUGUGUUAGAAGACAUGGAAGGCACCAGAGUGGGAAGACUUGAUCUUAAACAAAGCAGGGAUUUGCUAAUUGCUGCUUCAGAGCAGAUAAAACACCUGGCUUCGUUAUCUAGCUCGGUGGAAAGUCUUAAUAAGAAAGAAAAGGCUCAACUGUCCCAUCAACACUUCCAGACUGAAGCUCACAGGGCUGUAAGCCAAGUGCUUCUCAUAAACACUGGAGUCUUGGAGAUGGACACCAGUGACUCUGACUUGCCACACAGCCAUACUUGUCAGGCAGAGCUCUCCGAUGCCUUGCUCGUUCAAGUAGACUCAACAUCUAGGGACAUUGUAGAAACAGUUAAAAGUCACCUGGACAUUUUGGCAUCAUCUGGUUACUCUGAGGCUAAAGGUGCUGGAUUUAUUUCAGUGAUACACCACAUGUUCCACACUGUACAUGAGAAGGUGAAGAUGUUUUUUAAAGUGUCCAGGAAACCUGUGAAAGAAAAUGUCACAGAGAAUUUUGAUACGGUGCAACAAAAAAGUUCCACAGCUACAUCCACAACUAGCAGUGAGACUUUGGUGGACAAACCUGACCGUGCUGCCAAGUCAGAGAAAAGAACAUCAAGCCAUCUUUCCCAGCUAGAUUCAGAAGUUUCUCUGAGAUCCCAUCAGAUAAUACAAGGGGUCAUGCAGGCACUGGAAAACCUUGUUAAUCACAGCAGUAACUCUCAAAUGAGUGAAGUAAGCAGAGCAAAGCAGGAGGAGGACAGGUACAUCUCACGUCCUGGAUCAGGGAUUGCUACUGAUGAAAGAGCAUCUGGUGUUCCUUCAACUCACCAAACUGUAGAUGUUUCCAGUAAGCAGUUUAAUCACAAGACAGUCCAGACAGUGAGUGAUAUCCUCCUCAAACCAGGGAAAGAAGCCGUAGAUCGGCUUGAGAGCGCAACUUUCGUCACGGUAGAGUCAGUAGCGUCCGACAUUAUGGAAGAUUUUGUUAAAGAUUUAGAGAAAAUGCCCUCAUCUAAUCAAAUGAACCAUGGGCAAAACCAAAGUGUGACUGAACCAACACCUUCACAGCAUUUUGCUGAUCAAAGAUUUUACAAAAGGAUGGAGAAGAAGGUGUUUGGAUUUCUCCUGAGGCUCCAAAAAACCCCACAGGUUUUCCAGGAGGAGACGAGUGCACAAAGAGCAGAUCCUGAGAAUCUGUCAGUUAGUACACCUUCUCCCCAUCUGGUAUCACCAAAACUCCAGGAUAAAUUUGACCAAACAGCAGGAGAGGAAACCGCUUCUAGUGAACAUCCUGAACUGUGCAAGGUUGAAUCAGAAAUGCCAAGCACAUCACACAUUGGUGUUUCUACAAAAGCUUUACAUUCAACUGAUGUCACUGAAUGUUCCUCCACUGUGCCAGAAAUGAGCAGUGACCAGGUCAUGCAAAUCUACAUCAGUGAGAAUGGCACCAUCUUUGAGAAGCCUUAUUCAGUUCCUGAUCAGUUUCAAAGGUCAGGCUCUGACAGAGCCCGAUUGGAGAACAUGGCAUCUGAUGCUUAUGGUCCUCCAAAUUUAGCAUCAAACAUUAAGAUGGAUUUUGUAGCAGGACCGUCACACACUAUAGGCAGUUCAUGGGAUUCAAAGCCAGUGGCACCAUGUGGGAAGAAGUGGCAGCUGAACAAUCCUGUUCUUUUACAAGCGUUAAAGAUACUGGCAGAGGAGACAGUUAAGCACCUGUUUGUCCACUUCCACAGCCUUAAACCUUCAAAAGUGGCUGAACAAUUGGCAUCUUUAGCUUCCUCUUUCCAAAACAAGCCAGAUUUCAACAAAUUAACUGGCUUUCCUCAUGAUGUUCCUGAGGCAGUAAGCCAGUUCACUGAGACUCUUACAGACUCAGUGAUAAAAUCCUUAACUUCAACUGUGGAAGUGACAUCAGAAGCAAAGUUAACAAAAGCAUUUGCUGAGAGGAUCCCAGGUACCAAGUCUCCUGACUCCAUGACCACACCUUCAAACAAGUCUUCCACUUCUCUGGUAGACGAGAAUCUGGAUAGUCUUUUGAGACAGGAGAGCCAUUGCUGCCAAAUCCCAAACAAUGGCAGCAUUUCUUUGGAUCCAGCUCCUGAAGUGCAACGGAGAGCUUCCUGGAUUCGUUUCAUUGCUGGGAAGAAAGCUUAUGAGAUCAACAAAAAGAAACGUCCAAUUGUCCCUAUGUCUUCAAAUAUCAGUCGACCUUUUCUGGAAAUCUUCAGGAGGAUUCAUGUAGAGAAUCAAAAUCUUCAGGACCAGCAGGCAAAGCAGUUUGUCACCGUCCAUCCAGGACGUCCUCAAGAGUCUCCAAAGCCCUGAGACAGCCCUUCAGUCAACGAGGUUCAACCUAAUUCAACGCAGCUGAAGACCUGAAAAAUGUGCAGUGUUUCUCUUUAAAUAUGAAUGGAAAAUAAACGAAAGCCUAAAAAUGUAUAUUUCACUCUCUAUAUUGCUCUGUGUAAUAAUUUGUACAUCCACUGAUUUUGGUGCAUGUAGUGCAGUAAGUUCAAUAAUAGUGUAUUGCAUUUGGCCACACAGACAUCCUCAGGGUUCUUCAAAUUCAAUUCACUAGUAUAUAAAUAGUUAGAAAAUGUAGUUUUGAUUAUAUUAAUAAAUUUAUCCAAGUAACUUAUUUUUACCUUCACUAGAAGGACUAGAAAUUGUCAGAUGAUCAGUUAUGACAAAAAUAUUUACCCCUAAACAACAAUAAAAUAUUAUCCAAUACUUCAGAAAUAUUAAAGAGGAAUAUCACAUUUCAAACCUACCACAGUUCUGUUGAAAUGAUUAAAUUCAGACACAAAUCUAGUGAAUUGGAUUAGGCUGUAAUUAAAUAAAAAUGAUCAUUAUAUCAAUUUGGUGUCUUUUAAUCCCAUGCAGCACAUUUUAAUGUAAAAUCUAAAUUGAAAAAAUCUCUUACACAUGAUUAUAUAUUUCCUGUAAUAAAGCAUAGGUUUUUCUGAGCUGUGAGUAAUUUUAAAUUUAUAAAAUAUGUUUCUAAUAUGGCAAUUUUUCAAUGUCCCCAAGGAGAUUCAUCCAAAUUCUAAUAGGAAUGAGAGUGCUAAAAUCUAUGAAUAUAAAAGAAUAUAUAAACAUAAAAAUAUAUAUAUUUAAAUAAUAUUAAAAACAAGUACUUUUUUAUUAAUAUAGUUAUGUAAAUA
Pangasianodon hypophthalmus (striped catfish) is the source of this 3970-nucleotide messenger RNA. RefSeq lists its product as uncharacterized. Bases 177 to 3131 code for a protein of 984 amino acids. The record is from RefSeq and is a predicted model, not a curated record. NCBI's taxonomy places the organism in Eukaryota, Metazoa, Chordata, Actinopteri, Siluriformes, Pangasiidae. The transcript has 7 exons.